Molecule: messenger RNA, 2556 nt
Organism: Sporisorium graminicola
Lineage: Eukaryota; Fungi; Basidiomycota; Ustilaginomycetes; Ustilaginales; Ustilaginaceae
Exons: 1
Coding region: 1-2556 (851 amino acids)
Cellular component (GO): site of double-strand break
Source: RefSeq, a predicted model, not a curated record
AUGUCGAACAGCAACUCCAACAAUCAUGAUGCGGACGGUCGGUCGUCAUUCGUGACCUCUUCGACCGACUUUGCGCUCCCGUUCGGCAGCAGCAGCUCCAGAACCACGAACCACAGUACAUCCAAUAGCGGUGGAGGCAGCAGUAGCAGCAGCAGCAGCAAUGCGGGUUUCUUCCAGACCGCUUCUUCGUCGGCGCCCAUCUCGAUCCCAUCCAGUCCCUCUCUCGCGCUCAGCUUCAAUCACCAAUCGGCAUCGGCAGCGGGGAGCCAUCACACUCCCCUGCUCUCGCUGUCCGCAAACAUGGGCUCGUCGUCCCCCUCCAAGCUCGUCAUCUCCGGCGCAGGCUUAGGCAUCGGUAACCUGCCGUCGCCCUCGUCGGCGAGAGAAAACAGCAACAAUCCGCUCGCAUCAACAAUAUACAACGGCGGCCAACCGCAGUCUCCGAUACUAUCGCUCGCGGGGGAAGGCUGGCCUCCACCGCCGUUCAACGCCUUUCUCCCUGCCGCUUCGUCGUCGUCCUCCGCCUCAGGCAGCGUCGCCACGCCCGCUGCACUGCUCCGGCGCGCACCGGGCAUGAACUCGCCUGGGUUCGCCAUUGCUUCUCCCGCCCGCUUUCGGAGGGCAAGCAUGCUCGGUCGUGAGAUUACGCCCUUCAACCUCGACCAGGACGAACGGUCCGAUGACGACGAUCGGUCGCACGAUGCCGCUCAGCAUUCUCAGCAAGGCGGGAGCAGAAGACGCUCGAACCAAGACCCAGACGACGGCGACGAUGAGAUGAUGCAGGUCGAAGACGAUGAUGCAGCCUUACCCUCGCGUGCUCCUAAUACUCCGCUUAUGGGUCCACCACUGUCGCUCUUCAACACACCCAGCACUCCGCCUCCAGCAGCAGCAGCAUUGUUCUCGUCAUCGUCCCAUCUGGCACACGCAAGACCGAGCUUAGCGUCCUCAGCACUCGCACGAGCAUCUGCGUCGGAUUCUGGCCAGGACAGCUCCUCAUCCGCUGGAAUCGCCACGCGCGCUGUACCGCGCUCUCCAUCCUCCGGACCGUCCAUGGGUUCGCCCCUCGGACCCUCGGGCAACCGCUCGCGCUCCUCCUCGCUGCUCUCGUCCAACGUGGUGCGGAAAGCUGUCACUCGUCGAGGCAACCUCCUGCCAAAAGACCGGUCCGUCGCCCGCGUCGCCGCUUCGCUGCAAGAUGAAAGCAAACCGGAAGACUCCGAGAUCGCCUCCGAAGCCAAACUACAGAAACGCCUUGGCGGAGAUGCAACGCUCCCGCGCACACCUCGUUUUGGUGCCAGCGCCACCGGGUCCAUCUCCUGCAGUGCGCCUGGCGGUGGCGGUGGUGCCAGCAGCACCGGCGGCGGCAACGCUGGGGGGUCCAUGCGUAUGUCAAGAUCGCCGUUCUUUGGCGCAUCUGGCAGUGGAACCGGAGCAGGCGGAUUGGGAGCAGGCUUUUCGAGACGCAAGUACAUGUGGGAUGACGACGUGGACGACAUCCGUGGAGUGUUUACAGCGGACGGGUUAGAUGACGGCGAGAGUUCCGACAUGUCGAGUGAAGAGGAGGAGAUGAUGAUGUACUAUUCACGCAAUGAUUCCUUAUCAGAUGAGGAGGAUGAGCUGCGCAGUCACGCGCUCGAAGCGUCGGCUAUGCGAGACGCUGCAUCAUCUUCCGUCACUGGCGCAGCAGCUGGUGGUAACGACGCUUCCGCUCAGUCGAACAACAUGGCUGGCGGUAGCGGUGCAGCAGCGCUAUCGACGAGUUUCGGAUCUACCGCAGGAUCGGCAGCCGCCAACAGUAGCGGUGUAGGUUCUCUACCCAAGCGCAAGAACAACGCACUGUGGAUGGGAUUCAGAGACAAGGGCAACGCACAUAAAUGGUCGCCUGGCGGAUCGACUAGCGCUGCCGCUACCUCUGGAGGAGGAUCCAACAACGGAGUGUUCAGCGGCGAACGCGCGGCGUGGCGACGAGGAGGGACAGCGAUGGACCUCGACACCUCGCCUCGAGUGUUGGGUCCCGCAUCCGGUGCACGUCUGCCCAAGAGGAAGACGAUGGGCGACGACAGGUACGAGCCAUACAAACGGCGGGCUGUGUCGCCCAUGAACCUAGGGUCGUCGCUAGGCACAACUCCAACCAAUGCCAGUAUCGCCGCCGCUGUCGCAGCAGCGUCUCAUACCACCACCGGUGGAGGAGGGUCCAACUCACCGCUGCUCAUGCCCAUAUCUUCGCCGUCAGGCGGGAUCCUCUACCGCGGGAUCCACCAUCACUACCACGCAGCGUACGCCUCGCGCUACUCUACGUCGCCGACGAUCUCGAGACCGUGCACACCCGUGCAAUCCUCGUCUACAGCAGCAGCGGCGACGACUUCGGCGGUGGUAGCGAUGGGUUCCUUUUCGCCUGCAGCGUCUGGCAGUGGACCGGGGUACGGUAGCGGCGCGCUGGGGUUGUCGAUUUCGGCCAACAACCCGCAGAGUUUGGAGAGCAGGAUGCAGUUGGAGCAGCAGCAGCAAAACGAGGCGUUGAUGGACGAGAAGGUGGGCAUGCUCGGUCUGUCCUAG